Molecule: messenger RNA, 219 nt
Organism: Mucor velutinosus
Lineage: Eukaryota; Fungi; Mucoromycota; Mucoromycetes; Mucorales; Mucoraceae
Exons: 2
Coding region: 1-219 (72 amino acids)
Source: RefSeq, a predicted model, not a curated record
AUGCUAGUAGGAAAAUUGCUGUCCAUUCAGCAAAGGGUGGUCAAAGGGUCUCGAGAUGGAUUGCUGGGUACAUCUGAUUUGAAAUGGGCAAAACCUGAAUUAGAGGGCUAUGUCAACAAGAUCUCUGCCAGAUUUGAUAUAUCAACAAGGAUUGACAUUAUACACAAACAAUUGGAUUAUGCAAAGGAAGUUGUUGGUACUGCCAGAAAAUAUACUUGA